Molecule: messenger RNA, 1570 nt
Organism: Ilex paraguariensis (yerba mate)
Lineage: Eukaryota; Viridiplantae; Streptophyta; Magnoliopsida; Aquifoliales; Aquifoliaceae
Source: the annotation of a GenBank genome assembly
AUCUCUCUUUGUCCUCUGUUCUCAGUCCUCUGCUCCACUUUGCAGAAGUCGCAGGCAUCAGAUUUUACAAGGGGUAUUUGACACAAAAGGUGUCAAGGAGGGUUUAAUUUAUUAGGAAAUCGAAAUUCCAAGGAGGGGAAGAUGGAUUAUUCUUAUGCACCAGGAAGAAACCAUCUCUUCGUUCCGGGACCGGUCAAUAUCCCGGAACAGGUCAUUCGUGCAAUGAACAGGAACAAUGAGGACUACCGCUCCCCGGCCAUUCCGGCAAUGACAAAAAUCCUACUUGAGGAUGUCAAGAAGAUUUUCAAGACCACUGCUGGAACCCCAUUCCUGAUCCCUACCACUGGUACUGGUGCAUGGGAAAGUGCGCUUACAAACACUUUGUCUCCUGGUGAUCGAAUUGUAUCUUUCCUUAUUGGCCAAUUCAGUUUGCUUUGGAUUGAUCAACAGCAGCGCCUCAAGUUCAACGUCGAUGUCAUUGAAAGUGAUUGGGGUCAAGGUGCAAAUCUUGAAGUUCUGGCAUCAAAACUAGCAGCAGACACUGCUCAUACUAUCAAGGCCAUUUGCAUUGUGCACAACGAGACAGCAACUGGAGUUACGAACAACUUGGCUACUGUGAGAAAAUUACUGGAUUACUACCAGCAUCCAGCACUCUUUCUUGUUGAUGGGGUUUCCUCAAUAUGCGCACUUGACUUCCGCAUGGAUGAAUGGGGUGUGGAUGUGGCUUUAACUGGCUCUCAGAAAGCUCUUUCUCUUCCCACUGGAAUGGGAAUUGUGUGUGCCAGUCCCAAAGCUCUCGAGGCCACCAAAACUGCGAAAUCAGUCAGAGUUUUCUUUGACUGGAAUGAUUACUUGAAGUUCUAUAAGUUGGGAACAUUUUGGCCAUACACUCCUUCCAUCCAACUGCUAUAUGGGCUAAGGGCAACUCUGGAUCUCAUUUUUGAGGAAGGUCUUGACAAUGUUAUUGCAAGGCACCACCGCCUCGCCAAAGCCACAAGACUUGCUGUGGAGGCAUGGGGCCUGAAGAACUGCACCCAAAAGGAGGAAUGGUUCAGUGACACGGUCACUGCUGUGGUUGUUCCUCCAUAUGUUGAUAGUUCAGAAGUUGUUAGAAGGGCAUGGCAGAGAUACAACCUAAGCUUAGGUUUGGGCCUGAACAAAGUAGCUGGAAAGGUUUUCAGAAUAGGACAUCUUGGCAACUUAAAUGAGUUGCAACUGCUGGGCUGUCUUGCUGGGGUGGAGAUGAUACUUAAGGAUGUUGGUUACCCUGUGAAGCUUGGCAGUGGGGUUGCAGCUGCUUGUGCAUUUCUACAAAACACAAUUCCUAUGAUUCCAUCCAGGAUAUGAUUCCCCAUCCAUGCUUGUAACUACUUUUGCCUGUCAUUUGCUUCAGGAUACUUUGAAAAAAUUGCAUAAUCUCCUCUCUCUUUGCACUCUUUGAGGCAUACUAAAUUACUUGAAGUACUAUGUUUUUUGGGUUAUCCUGUAUAAAUCUUAAAUUCAUUUGAAUGUUGUUUAUCCUGUAUUUGAUUCCGAGUCACUUCGCAGUGGAUGACUUGCGGGAGAGGGG